GCUGCGUGAUGACGUACAUCUUAGCGUCUGUUUGAGAUGUUUGUAGCUUUAGCAGCGCCAACUUUAGCGGCAUGUCUGAUGUUUAUGAGAAAAAGAAAGACAUAAAAGCUUCGACUGUUCUCAGACUGGGGAGGUGUUUAGUCUGAGAUGACGUCAGCGAUUCUCGCGGCCAUAAAUAUUCUCACCAGACCUUUUAGCGCGGCAUCUGUGCAGGCCUCGCAGCCAGAGGCCCUGCUGGCAGCUCUGGGGGCCAACAGGACCCUCCUCCUGGAGCAGCUUCAGGGUGACAGCAGCUUGGAGGCGGUGAGGAGUCUGAGGGAGCAAGUGAAGACAUCAUCGGACUGGUUCUGCUGUGACACAGAAGACCCCACAUGGAGCUUUGUUCAGGAGUGUCUCCUGCUGCUCCUCACCUUGACACAACACCUGUCGGAUGAGCUGGAGCACCUCCAGCAGGCCACGCCUCCGUCGGCAGAGAGGCGGUCCACCCCGGAUAUGGCUCCAACUUUACCCCCCGACGUUCUAAGCAUCUCCCAGCAGAAGGCGCUGGAAGCUACUCUGCAGUUUGUGGUUUCUCUGGGGCUCUGCCCCUACCUGGCCCCUGGAGUGGGUGUUGCCCUGGGACGCAGGUCAGCUUUUGGAGCCAUUGUAGAGAAAGUAGUCCUUAAAGAGGUGCUGCCCACAGCGGGGCGGCGCCUUCUUAUCACCACUAAAGUCCUGCUGCAGCUGUCGCAGCUGUCCACACUUGCCACACUGGUGUUCACACGGCAUCUGGGGGACGUGAUGGCAGCUUUGUGUCAGCUGGGCUAUGAGCCAUGCAGAGAUGAGUACAGGCAGCUCAGUGCAGAAGAGUGUCGAACAUGCAAGGAGGCCCUCAGGAACCUCCUCAGUAAAGUCUACCAGCCAAUCGUCGUCAAGGAGCUUCUGAUCCUCCAAGGUGGACCCAAACAGCAGUCUGGUCCUGCAGGGACCUCCGUUGGAUCCAGCGGCAGGGCAGGUCUGGGAUCAGCUCCAGCCUGGCUGAGGCGUCUGUGUGGCCAGCUGCUCUCUGAGCGUCUGAUGCAGCCUCAUGGUGUUCAGGCUGUGGUCAGGGCAGUCCUGGAAGGAGGAACAGGAGGCGAGUCAGACUGGAGGAAAUGUGAUGCUGUUGCCAGGAUCCUGGCGGCCUGUCCCCAACAGGCUGCAUCAGUAGAAGACUACUUCAGACUCGUCUGUCCUCAGAUUCUGGACCUGCUUCACUUUAGAGACAAGCUGACAGCCUUGCAGUUCCAGCGUGUGGCCACCAGGGUGGUGCACUCCAUGGUCCAGGAGAGGCCCAGCUUGGCUCAGCGAUGCCUGCUUGGGCCGCUGCUGGAGCCGCUCCACCGCUGCACCUCCACCUCCAGUGACGGGUGUCCUAGAGUUGCUGUAGACGAGUCAGAGAUGACGUGUUGUGUGGAGGAUGUGUACAAAAUCUGGGUGGUUGGAAACAGUCCGUCACCAACUAUUUUUAGGACGCUUGAGGAAGUUCUUCCUGUUAUCUUCACGCUCUUCUGUUUCACCAAACAGAAUGUCUCCCACCUCCGCGCCCCCUGUCAGGAGAUUUUACUUUGGUACCUGAGCCACGCUGAAACGUCUGCUGCGCUGUCUACACUGAGGCAGCUUUCAGGCCUGCAGACAUCGAAGAAGGAUGUGGCGGCAGACUUCUGCUUCACUGUGGGCAGUAAUGGAGGCGCCAGACUCUGUUGUAAAGAGAUCUGCAGUGACGAGGAUGAUGAGCUGUAUGCGAAGCUGUCAGGGGAACAGUGGAGGCUGGAGUGUCUGACAAUGCUGCUGGCUGAACUCAAGGACUCUGACCUGCCCAGUGACUUCUUCCUGGACCUGCUGCAGGAGUUGACGAGCUGGAAGGCUGCAGGAGAUGGAGAUGAAGAGGAAGUGGAUGUGUCGGCCAUGACGCUGUUGGAGGUGGAACAGCAGCUGCUGGGCCGAACCAAGAGACGAGCCCGGAGACUGGCUUUGCUUCAGGUCUUGGCUGUGAUGGUGGAGGGUCUGCAGCACACUCAGCUGCUAAGAAAGACCAUGCAGGUGGUGGACUUCAUGGUGUCCCUGUUCCAGAGGGCCUGCGUGGGCCUGCAUGAGGCUUGUGGGCCAGAUGUUGGGCACCCAGUGGAGAGCCAGACUCUCAGCAUGGGCAUGGGCCUGGUGGCCACUUUGCUAUCGGCUCCUCAGCUCAGUGUGGAGGACUAUUCAUCCAUGUCGAGGCUGCUUCCGCCUCUGCAGACUCUGUCUCAGCAACAUCCCGAUGAGGUCAUCCAGGAGCUGGCAUCCAACCUCAGAGCUGUCAUCGCCACUCAUGGUGCCUUCAGGCCUGAAAACCUCCCUGCCGCUGCUUCAUCUUCCAGGAAGCCUGAAAAGGCAGCAGAAAGCCACGAAUUUCCAGCAUCUUCCUCACGGCCUCCAAGAGUAGCAGGAAAGAGCUCCACUGCUGACUCGCCCAACAAGCUGUUUUCUGAUUGGCUACUGGAGGCGUGUGACCCAGAUGUGCCUACCAGAGCGUUCGCCCUCAGGAUCCUGACCCGAAUGGUGCAACACAAAAACCCAGAAGCCAUACAGGACCAAGAGAAAGUCCUCCUGCUCUUCUUAGAAAACCUGGAGCAUGAAGACUCAUUUGUCUACCUGUCAGCCAUCCAAGGUCUGGCUGCACUGGCUGAUUCCUACCCUGACCAGAUCCUGGACAGGCUCCUGAAAGACUUCCAAACCGGACCCUCUCUUCCUUUGUCCAACAAGGAGCGCUCGCUAGAGACCCGGCUAAAGGUGGGAGAGGUCCUGAUGCGGGCAAGCAGGGCGAUGGGGGAACUGGCACCCCACCUUGGCCGUCCUCUAGUUGACGUCUUCCUGCAGGGAACCAGAGAUCCAGAUCACAGUGUCCGGGCCAGUAGUUUGUCCAACCUGGGAGAGCUCUGUCAGAGACUAAACUAUGCCCUGGGGCCACUGGCUCAAGAGCUGAGCUCCUGUCUGACGGCUCUGAUAAAGACUGAAAAGGAGGCUGAGGUGAGGAGAGCUGCCAUCCAUGUCAUUGCUGAGCUUCUCCGAGGCCUCGCCGAUAAAACCACGCAGGUUCUCAGUGAUGUUCUGUUGGACCUGUACCGGGCCCUGAAGUGGGUGGUUCGCUCAGACCCAGAUGAGGUUGCAGUGCUACAUGCACAGCUGGCUCUGGAGGAGCUGGAUGAUGUGAUGAGGAGGUUCAUCUUCCCACAGCAGAAACUGGAGAAGAAGAUCGUUGUCCUGCCGUAGAACUCAAUGAAUACCAAUGUGCAAAUAAAGUUAUAACCAUGUCAGUUCUAGGUGUUUGUUUAGAUUUUACUACAAAUAUAACAUGUAUACAUAACAGGAAGAAUAUUGU
Messenger RNA from Melanotaenia boesemani (Boeseman's rainbowfish), 3379 nucleotides. RefSeq names its product transport and golgi organization 6 homolog (Drosophila) (gene tango6). Gene Ontology annotation, molecular function: protein binding. Bases 148 to 3270 code for a protein of 1040 amino acids. The record is from RefSeq and is a predicted model, not a curated record. NCBI's taxonomy places the organism in Eukaryota, Metazoa, Chordata, Actinopteri, Atheriniformes, Melanotaeniidae. The transcript is spliced from 18 exons. Gene Ontology annotation, biological process: protein secretion.